AGUGAAAAUAAGACGGACGGAGUUGGAGGGGUGGAAAUUUUGACCCGUGGAUCGGGGCUCCGGCUUACUCUCCGGUUGCGCUCUCUCGACAAAACGAUAUAAAAACGAUGAUUUAUAUGGCGCAACGUUCAGGAAAGUUUUAUAGCCGUUACAAGCAGGUCCUCCAUAUUUCAAUCUAACGGCUCACACUUCUCUUAAUUCAAACUUGAACUGAAUCAAAACCCUCCGUCUUCGUUAAACGUAAAGCACCAACUCUCUCUCUCUCUCUAGAUCUCGUUCACGCUCUAGCUCUAGUAGAUCUUCCCUUCUCUUUAAUCUCUCUCUCUCGGAGAUCUACAAUCUUGCUUUGGAUUUGAAGCCAUGGAUGAUCGAACCGUGGAAAUGGUCUCAGAAAACUGUGAUUAUUUCGCAUCUAAUUGUGAUUUGAAGCCUUCGUCCCCAUCUCCUUCAGAAUUCAUUAAAACAUUAACUUCAAGUUCUGCUUACAUUUCAAAUCAAGAAACUCAAACUUGUGACAAAGAGCAAACUCCAGAGACUGAAACUAGCGAAUCAGGCAUUGAUGACGAACAAACUGAGGGAAAUUCUAAUUUCCCGAAUGAGAAUAGCUUGUCAAAUGGAAUCCAAGAAACUUCUCCAGACCCGGGGCAGACACUUCCCAUAUUGCAGAAAAUCGUAUAUUUGAGCACCAAAGUGCAGGAUCUGAAGAAAGAGCACACCAUCCUAUCUGAUCAAGUGAAGCUCACUACAGAUUCUUUCCCUGGCUUUGAAGUUCAGAACACUCUUCGUAUUCUAAGUACUGAUUAUGAGCGUUUAAAGAAGAAGUACGCCGAGGAGUCAUCUGAACGUAAGAGGCUUUACAAUGAACUAAUUGAGCUUAAAGGCAAUAUCAGGGUCUUCUGCAGAUGUAGACCAUUAAACGACAAUGAAAUUACUGAUGGGUGUACCUCCGUUGUUGAAUUUGACUCAUCUCAAGAUAAUGAGCUGCAGGUUAUUUGCUCUGAUUCUUCAAAAAAGCAAUUUAAGUUUGAUCGUGUCUUUAGGCCUGAGGACAACCAAGAUGCUGUUUUCGCUCAAACUAAGCCUGUCAUUGCUUCGGUGUUGGAUGGGUAUAAUGUCUGCAUAUUUGCCUAUGGACAAACUGGAACGGGGAAGACAUUUACAAUGGAGGGAACACCCGAAGAUAGGGGAGUAAACUACAGGACACUAGAGGAGUUGUUUCGGAUUUCUGAAGAGAGAGGUGGCAUUAUGAGAUAUGGAUUGUUUGUUAGCAUGUUAGAAGUUUACAAUGAGAAGAUACGGGACCUACUGGUUGAAAACACCCAUCAGCCUGUAAAGAAAUUGGAGAUAAAGCAAGCAGCAGAGGGAACACAGGAAGUCCCAGGACUCGUUGAAGCUCGUGUUUAUAGUACUGAGGAUGUUUGGGAAAUGCUGAAGUCUGGAAGCCAAGUGAGAUCUGUUGGGUCCACCAAUGCUAACGAGCUCAGCAGCCGUUCUCACUGCUUGUUGAGAGUGACAGUUAAGGCGGAAAAUUUAAUAAAUGGACAGUGCACAAAAAGUCAUCUUUGGCUCGUAGACUUGGCUGGUAGUGAGCGUGUGGGGAAGACUGAAGUUGAAGGUGAAAGAUUGAAAGAAUCUCAGUUCAUUAAUAAAUCCCUCUCAGCGCUUGGUGAUGUUAUUUCUGCCCUCGCUUCAAAAACAGCUCACAUUCCUUACAGGAACUCCAAGCUUACUCAUAUGCUGCAAAGCUCUCUAGGAGGAGAUUGCAAAACCCUGAUGUUUGUCCAGAUCAGCCCAAAUGCAGCAGAUCUAGGAGAAACUCUUUGUUCACUGAAUUUUGCCAGCCGAGUCCGUGGAAUCGAGAGUGGCCCUGCUCGCAAACAGGUGGACAUUAACGAGCUUUUCAAGUACAAGCAAAUGGCAGAAAAGCUCAAGCAUGAUGAGAAGGAAACAAAGAAAUUACAGGAUAACUUGCAGUCUGUGCAGUUAAGGCUUUCUGCCAGAGAACAUAUCUGCAGGAAUCUUCAAGAGAAGGUUCGAGACCUUGAGAACCAACUGGCAGAGGAAAGGAAAACCAGACUAAAACAGGAAACUAGAGUUUUGUCUACCGGUUCUGCUCAGCUGUCAGCAUUGUCAUCUUUAAAGCAAGCAGCACAGAAGUCUAUAACAGAGAAGAAGCCACCACUGGGUCCUUCAAAGCUGAGGUUGCCACUGCGAAGAAUUACCAAUUUCCUGCCCCCACCAUCUCCGAAACCACCCAGAAAGACUGGCUCAACCACUUCUAUCGUCCCAGCUUCAACUGCUGGAAAAGAGAACUUUUACACAACAACAAUGGUGGCAACAAACAGUAAAAGCCUCAUGAAACCAAGACGGUUUUCUGUUGCCGUGAGGCCACCUCCUUUUUCAACAACAACAACAACAACAACAAAGGUUCUUCAGCCAAGGAGACGGGUAUCCAUUGCUACCCUCCGCCCGGAAUCCAGCUCUCACAUGACAACACCACUCCACCCCUCUGCAUCUCGAUUCAAACAUGGCAGUGCAAUAGGCAGGCAGUCAUUUGUGAGGGACUCAAGGAAGGCACGAUAUUCUAGGUUGUUCUCUCCAUUGCCAGAGUCAAGAAGAGCAGUAGAGUCAACCCCGACUGCCUUGAGGAGCAGUAGUAAGUUUAUGGGGAGUCCCCCAACACAUGCCGGUUCAUCAAAAUUGGGGAAUCCAACAGUUGUUGCACUACAACGGAAGGCAUUGGUGUGGAGUCCACUGAAGUUGAGAAGCUUGAAAACUAACAGGAAACCCUCAUUAUUGCCUUCUCGGCCCUCUAUGCAAUAAUGAACCAUGGCUUCUUCACAGCUCAUACAGUCUUCAAAUAUCGUAUUCUUUUGUUAGUUCUCUUUUGGAUAUUAUUGCAAAAUGCACGCUGGUCGCUUACCAAUGAGAUUGGACUGCAUUUUCUGU
Molecule: messenger RNA, 2949 nt
Organism: Juglans microcarpa x Juglans regia
Lineage: Eukaryota; Viridiplantae; Streptophyta; Magnoliopsida; Fagales; Juglandaceae
Product: kinesin-like protein KIN-14S
Exons: 14
Coding region: 361-2823 (820 amino acids)
Biological process (GO): microtubule-based movement
Molecular function (GO): microtubule binding; microtubule motor activity; ATP binding
Source: RefSeq, a predicted model, not a curated record